Salvia hispanica is the source of this 1145-nucleotide messenger RNA. RefSeq names its product transcription factor BHLH094-like. Gene Ontology annotation, molecular function: DNA-binding transcription factor activity; protein dimerization activity. Lineage: Eukaryota; Viridiplantae; Streptophyta; Magnoliopsida; Lamiales; Lamiaceae. Gene Ontology annotation, biological process: regulation of DNA-templated transcription. The record is from RefSeq and is a predicted model, not a curated record. Gene Ontology annotation, cellular component: nucleus.
AACUUUGCGGAGAUCUGGCCGCGGUUUCAGAUGAGCGCCAAUGUGGCGUCGUACGGCUUGGCUUUGGAUCCGAUGUUGACGGAUCAGAGAUCGAGUGACGAUUCUCGGAAGCGGCGGGAUAAAGAUGAGCAUUGCGGCAAGGGAGGAGGAGCUUCCACCAGCAGCAGCAAUGGCGGCAGCUGCAACAACAAUAACACCGUAUCGGAUGAAAGAAGAAACGAAGGUGAUAGUAAACGGCUAAAGGCGGUGAGUGAACUUAAAGUUGAAAGGGAAGGGAAUUCAGGCAAGGUGGAGGCAGAGCGAGAGCCAAAGCUGGAGGAACUUCCAAAGCAAGACUACAUCCAUGUUCGAGCGAGACGAGGUCAAGCUACCGAUAGUCAUAGCUUAGCUGAAAGAGCUAGGAGAGAAAAGAUUAGUGAGAGGAUGAAAAUUCUUCAGGACAUAGUUCCUGGUUGUAAUAAGGUUAUUGGCAAAGCUCUAGUGCUUGAUGAGAUAAUUAAUUACAUCCAAUCUUUACAACGUCAAGUUGAGUUCUUAUCUAUGAAGCUUGAAACAGUAAAUUCAAGAGGGGAGAUCAAUGGAUAUCCUUCAAAAGAUUUCACUCAACAAACUUUUGAAGCCCCCGGCUUGGCCUUUGGUUCUCAGAGCACACGUGAAUACAGUAGGGGUUCGUCACCAGAGUGGCUACACAUGCAGAUUGGUAGCGGCUUUGACCGAACAUCAUGACACGAAAUUUUUCAUCCUCAACAUAAAUCGAAAUCUAUAAUCUAUGACUAUGAUUCUUCCUCCUUAAAACCAUAGCAGCAUAUGCUUCUUGUAACGGGCCCAUUUCCCCCUUGCAUUGUGCAGCAAACAAGCGAGAUACCGGGAUGUAUACAUGGUUUAUUUCCAACGAAAGAGUCACAGAAUGAGUGAUCUUGGCAAAGGUUCUCCAAACUCCAAAUUUCUAAAUCUACUAUUGUUAUUUUUGGAUUUACGUAUUCCUGCAAUGUUUUGCAAUUAGUUGUGAUUUUUUUGCCUUAUAUAUAAAGUUGUCUGGAGAUAUUGAAAGGGAUCGUAUACUGUUUUGUACAAUGCCAAAUAAAGGAUUGAUGUUGUCGAAGGUUAGUAGGUUGCCGAUCAUUAGUAAAUUUGUUCAUUUUAUA